AUGCCGUAUGAUUACUUCGACUCGUUCGACCGUUUCGAUGAGCUGUGUCUGCCUCCUCAAGAUGCGUUUUACAAUAAAUUGGAAGAUAAGCCCUGUCCCAGAAGAAUGUAUCGUAGAGCUCAGGAGGUGUGGAGUAGAUUUAACUGCAGCAACUUGGGUCAAUAUGUUGACUUGUACAUGAAGACUGAUAUUCUACUCCUUGCAGAUGUCUUUGAACAGUUUAGAUCAAGCUGUAUUAGUACCUAUGAUUUAGAUCCGGCCCACUAUUUUACACUACCAGGCUUUACUUGGGAUGCCAUGUUGAAAUACACGCGACAAGAGCUGGAACUCCUUACCGACCAGGAUAUGUUUCUCUUUGUCGAGCGGGGUAUUCGUGGAGGGUUAAGUCAAGUCUGCUCUAAAAGAAGAGCUCAUGCAAACAACAAAUAUAUGUCCAAAUAUGAUUCAACGAAACCGGAUGUCUAUCUAAUGUACAACGAUAUCAAUAACCAGUAUGGCUGGAGUAUGAGUCAAUAUCUUCCAUAUGGAGGCUUUGAAUGGGUAGACUCCAACAUCGAUAUCACUACGAUUCCGGAUGAUGCAGAUGAAGGCUACAUUCUAGAAGUUGAUUUGGAGUAUCCACAGCAUUUGCAUGACGCUCACACGGAUUUACCGUUCUGUGCAUUACACAUCAACCCGAAGACUAUGAAACCGCCAACUGAAGCUGCGGAAAUUUCAAAACUCAUGGCGACCUUAAAUAAUAAAGAAAAAUACGUCAUCCACUAUCGAGCCUUGAAGCAAGCAUUAGCCCAUGGUCUAAUUCUCUCCAAAGUACAUAGGGUACUCAAAUUUAAACAGUCCCCUUGGCUAAAGUCCUACAUUGACCUUAAUACAGAACUAAGAAAAAAAGCCAAGAAUGAAUUUGAGAAGAACUUGUUUAAGUUGAUGAAUAACGCAGUCUUUGGGAAGACUAUGGAAAAUGUCAGAAAACGGGUUAAUAUCAAAUUACUAUCCCAAUGGAAAGGACGUUACGGCGCAGAAUCAUACAUUGCGAAACCGGAAUUUAAAUCUUGCGCCAUUUUUAACGAAAACUUGGUAGCUGUAGAAUUGAAUAAGCUUGAAAUUUAUUUAAAUAAGCCUAUAUACGUUGGCCAAGCCAUUCUUGAUCUAGCCAAGACGACCAUCUACAGCUUCCAUUAUGACUACAUGAUGGAUAGAUUUGGAGAUAACUGUACUGUUCUUUACACAGAUACGGACAGCUUAAUUUACGAAAUUCGUGAACAAGACCCUUAUAUGGCUAUAAAAAGCGACUGUUUUAAAUAUUACGAUACUAGCGAUUAUGACCCCAAUAACCCAUAUGGCAUACCCCUUGUAAAUAAGAAAGUGUUGGGCAUGAUGAAAGAUGAAAAUAAUGGACAGAUAAUGACCGAUUAUGUAGGAUUACGAUCGAAACUGUACACCACUAAAGUAUUAUCCACUAAGGACGAUUUAAUAAAACUACAACAGAAAUUGGAAGCGGAGGAGUAUGAUGAGGAUGAAAUUGCUACGAUUAUUAAAAAUUAUGGUUUGACUAAGAAGGCAAAGGGGAUAAAGAAAAGUGUAGUAGAAACUAAAAUUACCUUUGAUGAUUAUGUGGAGUGUCUGGAGACCUAUAAGCGCAAAACUACAUCUCAAAAUUUGAUUCGUACGGAUAAACAUCAAGUUUAUUCCAUAACGCAGUCGAAAAUUGCUCUAAGUCUUGAGGAUGAUAAGAGAUACCUGAUUCCUGACUCAUUUAACACUCUACCGUGGGGCCAUUAUGCUAUCAGUAAGCCUCAAGAUGUUGAACAGAUGGAAGUUGAUUAA
Molecule: messenger RNA, 1824 nt
Organism: Photinus pyralis (common eastern firefly)
Lineage: Eukaryota; Metazoa; Arthropoda; Insecta; Coleoptera; Lampyridae
Exons: 1
Coding region: 1-1824 (607 amino acids)
Source: RefSeq, a predicted model, not a curated record